This is a messenger RNA of Terrapene triunguis (Three-toed box turtle), 2322 nucleotides long. RefSeq names its product oxidative stress induced growth inhibitor 1 (gene OSGIN1). The record is from RefSeq and is a predicted model, not a curated record. The transcript has 6 exons. Gene Ontology annotation, molecular function: oxidoreductase activity. Bases 121 to 1620 code for a protein of 499 amino acids. NCBI's taxonomy places the organism in Eukaryota, Metazoa, Chordata, Testudines, Emydidae.
AAGACGCAUGGUGUGCUCUGCUUCUCUAGAAAUACAGGCACUGAUACACAGACUUUUUCCUUCUCAUCAGCUUCAUUUCCUGAGGUAGAUUUCUGGUCCUGAAUCCUUUCAGAUGUGAAGAUGUAUCCAGCGUUGAACAAACUCCCAAAUAAAAGUGAUUCCAAACCACUUCCCAUUGUUGUUAUAGGGAAUGGUCCUUCAGGAAUUUGCCUUUCCUACCUGCUGUCUGGUUAUAUCCCUUACAUCAAAAGGGGCUCUGUUCAUCCUCAUCCUAUUCUACAGAGGAAACUAGAGGAAACACCAGAAGUCCCCAUUAUAGACCAGGAUCUGGAGUACCUGUCUGAAGGUUUGGAGGGACGAUCCCAGAGCCCCGUGGCUCUUCUUUUUGAUACUCUGCUGCGUCCAGAUACAGACUUUGGUGGAACUGCAGAAUCUGUCCUCACUUGGUGGCACGAGACCAACAGGGCUAUUCCCCAUCUGGUCCUUGGCAGAAACCCUCCUGGGGGUGCCUGGCAUUUUAUUGAGGGAUCUAUGAUCACUCUGAGCCAAGGGGAAUGGAUGGGGCUUCCAGACCUUCAGUUCAAAGACUGGAUGAGGAAAAAAAGAAGGGGCCUCAGGAAUAACAGAGCCACAGCAGAAGACAUUGCUCAAUAUUACCAACAUUAUGUGGCAAAGAAAGGGCUGCAGAAGAAUUUUAUCUCUGGGACUGUUGUGACAUCUGUGAGGAAAGUGAGCCCAGAUGUAAACUCCAGCUAUGCACAGCAGGAUCCUGAGGGGAACAGUGACUCUUUCUGGGAUUUCCCUGAGAAAGAAGAUGACCAGAUUGCUAGUGGAAAUCUCUUCCAGGUGGAUGGAUUCAUCAAAAACACUAAUGGUCAUCAGCAACCCUUCUCCAUCUAUGCAGAGAAUGUGGUUUUAGCCACAGGAACAUAUGACAGUCCAACCAAGCUUGGAGUUAAUGGAGAGGACCUUCCUUUUGUCCAUCACAAACUCUCUGCCCUUGAAGAAGCAGUGAAGAACAAGAGGGUUGGCAUGACAUCAGAUCCAGUCUUGAUUGUAGGUGCCGGGCUGACAGCUGCUGAUGCAAUUCUCUUUGCUCACCAUUGCAACAUCCCAGUGAUCCAUGCCUUUCGCAGAAGGGUCAACGAUCCAGGCCUCAUCUUCAAUCAGCUCCCCAAAAUGAUGUAUCCGGAGUACCACAAAGUCCACCAGAUGAUGAAAGAACAGUCAGUUGCUUGUCCUGGGCCAUAUGAAUGUUACAUCAGCCUUCCUGAACAUCAUGUCCUGUCCUUUACAGAGGACAUGAAGUGUGUCUUCCAGGAUAAGAGUGGUCACCAGAAAGUCUUUAACAUUUCUUUGGCUUUUGUUCUCAUUGGCUCAAACCCCAACCUCUCCUUCCUACCAAAUAAUGGCAUUGACUUGGCAAUUGACAAUGAGCAGCCAGUCAACUCCAAGAGGAACCCCAUCAACGUUGACCCAUUUACCUACGAAUGUGUUCAGGAGAAAGGGCUUUAUGCUGUGGGACCAUUAGCUGGGGACAACUUUGUGCGUUUCGUGCAGGGAGGGGCUCUGGCUGUUGCCAGCUCUUUGUUAAAGAAAGCAAACAAAAAUCCUCCUUAACAAACAAAUUGCCCUAAGCCAAAAGCGUUCAAACAGGUGAUUCCUCUUCUCUUUGAGAAGUAAGGCAUUUGACAUGUACACUUUCCCCUGCGGUGCUCUCCAGGACAGUGCAGAGUCACCAAACUCUCAGUGGGUUCAUUUGGGAAGGAUAAGUCAGCAAGUACAUGGUUUGGGAUUUAGAUCUCAAUGUUGCCAACAUAUCUACCUUGUUAAAAGGUUGAAUUUAAGUGCAACCAAGGGACGCAGCCCCAUCCCGGCAGAGCUUUGCACUAUGGGAAUGGGGAACUUGCAUCUUAGCUUGGAAUAGUUGGGGGCAAAGCAGCAAUCACUUCACUAUAUAAAUGUCUUGCAGCUGGUUGAAAAGAGUUCUCAACUUUUAACUAUUUUCCUGGUGGCCAUAUUGGCAAGCCCUGUGUUUUGUCUUUUUCGAAUGUUACUGGAUAAAUACUGGUAAUACCACACAACACAAAGUUGUUGCUGUUUCAUGUGCUUAUGUGGCACAGCUCGAUGUUGUUCUUGCUAUGCAAAAGUCCAUUGAAAGCUGUGCUGCAAGUGUUCUAUGCACCUAAACCAGAAUUCUGCAAUUAGAAAUUGUCACAAAAGCAUUGCCUAAAGGGCUGCUGUAACCGUCAGGGCCGGCUCCAGGCACCAGCUUAACAAGCAGGUGCUUGGGGCGGCCAAGGGAGAGGGGCAGCACCCUCU